Messenger RNA from Corticium candelabrum, 2041 nucleotides. Its product is annotated as acyl-CoA dehydrogenase family member 11-like. The transcript is spliced from 14 exons. The record is from RefSeq and is a predicted model, not a curated record. Gene Ontology annotation, molecular function: acyl-CoA dehydrogenase activity. NCBI's taxonomy places the organism in Eukaryota, Metazoa, Porifera, Homoscleromorpha, Homosclerophorida, Plakinidae. The coding region runs from base 1 to 1866 and encodes 621 amino acids.
AUGUACACAACUAUUCAUGUACCUAAGAUCGCAGUGCAACGCUUGAGAAGCUUCUGCAUCAGAAGAUCAGUAAGGCGAUGCAAUUCUAAUGGAAGGGGACGAGAGGUUUUUGCUAGCACAGACCACCAACUUUCCUUCAGUCGAUCUCGCAUUGGAGAGUUCUUUCAAACUGCACCUCGACUGGAAAAUCAGUAUACAUCGGACCACCCUUUGCAGUCAUACAUGAAACGAGUUGUGCCUACAGAAGUAUUAGAAGCUGUGUUUAUGGAUUUGAAUCAGUUUGGUGAUCAAGUAGCUGGUGAGAUCAAUGAUCUUGGGCGUCAAGUUGAGCUUGAGCCUCCACAGUUAGAGCAGUACGAUGCAUGGGGAAAGAGAGUGGACAGAUUGAAAACUAGUCCAGCAUGGAAAAAGCUUCGUGAUAUAGCAGCUAAAGAGGGUCUGGUGGAAAUCGCAUUCUCACGUCUUUAUGGACCUUGGAGUCGUGUUUAUCAAGUUAUCAAGCUUUAUCUGUUUGCACCCUCAUCCGGCUUGUAUUCCUGUCCUUUGGCUAUGACAGAUGGUGCUGCUAAAGUGAUUGAAUCAUCUGGCAAUAUGAUGGUGUUUCAUCGUGCUUAUGGUCACUUAACAUCUCGUGAUCCGACUGAGUUUUGGACGUCUGGUCAGUGGAUGACAGAAAGAAAGGGUGGUUCAGAUGUUGGUUUGGGCACAGAAACUGUAGCUGUGCAUCAGCCUGAUGGCAGGUACAGACUGUAUGGAUAUAAGUGGUUCUCAUCAGCAUCGGAUGCUGAUAUGUCACUUACACUGGCAAGGAUAACUGAUGCAGAUGGUCGUGUUGCAGAGGGUUCACAAGGUUUGUCGCUAUUCUAUCUGGAAACUCGGGGAAAGCACGGAGAUCUCAAUAGCAUACAGAUUCAGCGACUGAAGAACAAGCUGGGUACCAGACAGCUUCCAACAGCUGAACUUUUGUUAGAUGGAACACUGGCUCACAAGUUGUCAGAUGAUGGACGUGGUGUAGCAACGAUAUCAGAUAUGCUUAAUAUAACUCGGCUUCACAACAGUCUGAAUGCUGUUGGUGGAAUGAGACGUAUGAUUAAUCUUGCCCAGAACUAUUGCAUACAUCGUGAAGUGUUUGGAAAGAAGUUAGUUCAUCAUCCUCUCCAUAUACAGACAUUGGCUAGGCUUGAGAUAGAGUGCCGAGGUGCAUUGUAUUUGGUAUUAGAACUUUCAAGACUGUUGGGAUUAGAAGAGACAAACGAGGCCAAUGAAGAAGAUCAGCUACUUCUACGUCUUCUUAUGCCUGUCACUAAACUAUACACAGCGAAACAAGCUAUGCUUGUUGCAUCGGAAGGAUUAGAGAGUUUUGGUGGCCAAGGCUAUAUUGAAGACACUGGACUACCUGGGAUGCUUCGAGAUGCACAGGUGUUACCAAUAUGGGAGGGGACAACAAAUGUUUUGUCUCUUGAUGUGCUUCGUGUGCUUCACAAAACUCAGGGCAAAGCUGUUCGGGUUUAUGUUGCUGACAUUAAGCGACGUUUGUCGUUGGCUGAAGGCAAUGCUGACUUACAGAGUGCAUGUCGAGCUGUCAGCAUUGCUGCAAACGUCUUAAUGGAGUUCACUGUCAAUUCUGCUAACAGUGAACUAGCUGUUUUGGAAAUGGCAGCACGCGACUACAGCUUCAGUUUGGCGAGGAUUUACAUAGGAGCCCUACUCAUUGAGCAUGCUGCUUGGGUUGAAUCUCUAAGUACUGAUGUUUAUACUGCACAAAGAUGGUGCAAGAAACAGUUGAAUGUUGUCACUGAACGAUUUGCAAGCGGCUUCUACAACUCGGAGUCACAAAUUCUAGAGCGUGAUAUACUCUUUAAUUAAGUCUAAUGAUAUUUUGCCCUAAUAUUCUGAUAUUCCUGAGUUAUUCCCGAUACUUGUUUUCAGAUGUUAGAACACGAUAGUACUGCUCAUCUAUUGAAUCCUGUUAUUGUAUGAUUGCUAUGACACAGAAUCAACAUCGGUUGAUGUGUUAGAAUAGAACCACAUUUACAGAGUA